AUGUCUUCUACCGCCCAGCGCCUCGGCCAAAUCUCUGGGAUCUUGAACGCUACCCAAUCAGCUUCAUCCUCGUUGGUGCUCCCAGCCAAGCCAUACAAGGUCUGUGUCAUCGGAUCUGGUAACUGGGGUACUACUAUUGCCAAGGUGGUUGCCGAAAGCACUGCCGAAAACCCAAAGCUUUUUGCUCCUUUGGUCCAUAUGUGGGUGUUUGAAGAAAAAAUCAACGGUCGUAAAUUAACCGAGAUCAUCAACACCGAGCACGAGAACGUCAAGUACUUGCCAAACAUCAAGUUGCCUGUCAAUGUCGUUGCCGAACCAAGCAUCGUCGAAACCGUCAAGGGUGCCGACAUCAUUGUUUUCAACAUUCCUCAUCAAUUCUUGGGUAACGUCUGCAAACAAUUGAAAGGUAAGGUCCCACCUACUGCCCGUGCGAUUUCUUGUUUGAAAGGGUUGGAUGUCACCCCUCAAGGUUGUAAAUUGUUGAGUUCAUACAUCACUGAUAACUUGGGAAUUUACUGUGGUGCCCUUUCCGGGGCCAACUUGGCUCCAGAAGUCGCCAAACAAAAAUGGUCUGAAACUACCGUGGCUUACAAUGAACCAAGCGACUUCCGUGGACCAGGCAAAGAUGUCGAUAAGUCUGUGUUGAAGAAGCUUUUCCACCGUCCAUACUUCCACGUGAGAGUUGUCGCUGACGUUGCUGGUGUUUCCCUUGCUGGUGCCUUGAAGAACGUUGUCGCCAUGGCUGCCGGUUUCGUCGAAGGGUUAGGCUGGGGUGAUAAUGCCAAAUCUGCGAUUAUGAGAAUUGGGCUUAUCGAAAUUGUCCAAUUUGCCCAAAAGUAUUUCCCAGAUUCCGACCCAAAAACUUUUACCGAAGAAUCUGCCGGGGUUGCUGAUUUGAUCACCACCUGUUCUGGGGGAAGAAACGUUAGAGUUGGUAAAUUCAUGGCAGAGACCGGUGCUUCUGCCGUCGAAGCUGAAAAGAAAUUGUUGAAUGGUCAAUCUUCCCAAGGUAUUGUUACUACCAAGGAAGUUCACGAUUUGUUGGCCAACGACAAUGCCACUCAUGAAUUCCCAUUGUUUGAGUCUACUUAUCAAAUCAUUUACAAUGGCUUGCCAAUGGAAAAGUUGCCAUCUUUGUUGGAAAAGCUCGGAGACAGUUAG
Molecule: messenger RNA, 1161 nt
Organism: Saccharomycopsis crataegensis
Lineage: Eukaryota; Fungi; Ascomycota; Saccharomycetes; Ascoideales; Saccharomycopsidaceae
Gene: GPD1
Product: glycerol-3-phosphate dehydrogenase (NAD(+)) GPD1
Exons: 1
Coding region: 1-1161 (386 amino acids)
Biological process (GO): carbohydrate metabolic process; glycerol-3-phosphate catabolic process
Cellular component (GO): nucleus; glycerol-3-phosphate dehydrogenase (FAD) complex; cytosol
Molecular function (GO): NAD binding; glycerol-3-phosphate dehydrogenase [NAD(P)+] activity; protein homodimerization activity
Source: RefSeq, a predicted model, not a curated record